GCCGUUAGUGGGGUGGCUGCCGUGUUCCAGUUUUUUUGUUAACUGCAGUUUUCUUGCGAAGGAAAACUCCUGGAGGCCUUUCCCUUACGUUAAGCAGCUUUGCUUCUGUAGUCAUAUGUUUUCAAGCACGUUCCCGGCGUUUGAUGUCAGAUGUCAGUCACCCCGAGCUGCCGCAGGUUGGAACAGAAGAUUUCAGUGGGACAGUCCAGUGUUUGAGCUCAGGACUGCCUGUCCUGAUCUCUGCGAAUAAAGGUUCACUUCAGUUUGAAGACAAAUGGGACUCCAUGCGCCCAAUUGUUCUGAAACUUCUUCGUCAGGAGUCUGUCACGAAACAGCAAUGGUUUGAUCUGUUUUCAGAUGUACAUGCAGUUUGCUUGUGGGAUGAUAAAGGUCCAGCAAAAAUCCAUCAAGCUCUGAAGGAAGACAUCCUUGAUUUUAUUAAACAGGCACAAGCAAGAGUGCUGAGUCACCAGGAUGAUACAGCUCUACUCAAAGCCUACAUCGUGGAGUGGCGCAAGUUCUUCACCCAGUGCGACAUUUUGCCCAAGCCCUUCUGUCAGUUAGAGAUCACUCUGAUGGGCAAGCAGGGCAGCAACAAGAAGUCCAACGUGGAGGACAGCAUUGUUCGAAAGCUCAUGCUAGAUACGUGGAAUGAAUCCAUAUUUUCAAAUAUCAAAAAUAGACUUCAGGACAGUGCAAUGAAGCUAGUUCAUGCUGAAAGACUAGGAGAAGCUUUCGACUCCCAGCUCGUUAUUGGAGUUCGAGAAUCAUAUGUUAACCUUUGUUCUAAUCCUGAAGAUAAACUUCAGAUAUAUCGGGAUAACUUUGAAAAAGCAUAUUUGGAUUCAACAGAGAGAUUUUAUAGAACACAGGCUCCUUCUUAUUUACAACAAAAUGGUGUACAGAAUUAUAUGAAAUAUGCAGAUGCUAAACUUAAAGAAGAAGAGAAAAGAGCACUACGAUAUUUAGAAACAAGACGUGAAUGUAACUCUGUAGAAGCACUCAUGGAGUGCUGCGUCAACGCCCUGGUGACAUCUUUUAAAGAGACUAUUUUAGCUGAAUGCCAAGGCAUGAUCAAACGAAAUGAAACGGAAAAGUUGCAUUUAAUGUUUUCACUGAUGGAUAAAGUUCCGAAUGGCAUAGAGCCUAUGCUAAAGGAUUUGGAAGAACAUAUUGUUAGUGCUGGACUUGCAGACAUGGUAGCAGCUGCUGAAACUAUUACUACUGAUUCUGAGAAGUAUGUAGAGCAAUUGCUCACGCUAUUUAAUCGGUUUAGCAAGUUGGUUAAAGAAGCUUUUCAAGAUGAUCCAAGAUUUCUUACUGCCAGAGAUAAGGCAUACAAAGCAGUUGUGAAUGAUGCUACAAUAUUUAAACUUGAAUUGCCAUUGAAGCAAAAGGGUGUUGGAUUGAAAACACAGCCAGAAUCCAAAUGCCCUGAGCUUCUUGCUAAUUACUGUGACAUGUUGCUAAGAAAAACACCACUAAGCAAAAAACUAACCUCUGAAGAAAUUGAAGCAAAGCUUAAAGAAGUGCUUUUGGUACUUAAAUAUGUACAGAACAAAGAUGUUUUCAUGCGAUAUCACAAAGCUCACUUAACAAGACGUCUGAUAUUGGAUAUAUCAGCUGAUAGUGAAAUUGAGGAGAAUAUGGUGGAAUGGCUCAGAGAAGUGGGAAUGCCAGCAGACUAUGUAAACAAGCUGGCUAGAAUGUUCCAGGAUAUCAAAGUCUCUGAAGACUUGAACCAGGCCUUCAAAGAAAUGCACAAAAAUAAUAAACUUGCUUUACCAGCUGACUCUGUGAAUAUUAAAAUUUUAAAUGCUGGCGCCUGGUCCCGAAGUUCUGAAAAAGUGUUUGUCUCGCUGCCUACGGAGUUAGAAGAUCUUAUCCCAGAGGUUGAAGAAUUUUAUAAAAAGAAUCACAGUGGUAGAAAACUCCACUGGCACCACCUCAUGUCCAAUGGAAUUAUAACAUUUAAGAAUGAGGUUGGCCAGUAUGACUUGGAGGUAACAACAUUUCAGCUGGCUGUGCUGUUUGCGUGGAACCAAAGACCCAGAGAGAAGAUCAGCUUUGAAAAUCUUAAACUGGCAACUGAACUCCCUGAUGCAGAACUUAGGAGGACUUUAUGGUCUCUUGUAGCAUUUCCAAAGCUGAAACGUCAGGUUUUAUUAUAUGAACCUCAAGUCAAUUCACCCAAAGACUUUACAGAAGGAACCCUCUUCUCGGUGAACCAGGAGUUCAGUUUAAUAAAAAAUGCUAAAGUUCAGAAGAGGGGCAAGAUAAAUUUGAUUGGUCGAUUGCAACUUACUACAGAGAGAAUGCGGGAAGAGGAGAAUGAAGGAAUAGUCCAGCUAAGAAUAUUGCGAACCCAGGAGGCUAUCAUCCAAAUAAUGAAGAUGCGGAAGAAAAUCACUAAUGCCCAGCUUCAGACUGAACUGGUAGAAAUAUUGAAAAACAUGUUCUUGCCACAAAAGAAAAUGAUAAAAGAGCAAAUUGAAUGGCUUAUAGAGCACAAAUAUAUCAGAAGAGAUGAGUCAGAUAUCAACACCUUUAUAUACAUGGCAUAAUUGGAGGACUCUUCAGGAUGCUGAGAACAUAAAUGGAAAGGUGCUUGGACAGACAGCUGCAACAGUUUGUACUGCAGAAGGACUUGUUUUGACUUUCGUUACAUAUUAAAAUCCCUGCCUUACCUUACAGAGGACUAUAUUUUGCCAAUCUCAUUCAGCUAGCAUGAUGGCAUUCCCUUCAUGUUGCACACUUUUAACAGCAUGCUGUUUUGUGGGAAACUUGCAUUCAUGAAGAGCCCAUUGUGAACUUUUUAAAGUAGAUUUGAUUUACACCCACCAGGAAGAAUACAGGUUUGGGUUUUUAGAUGACCAGUACUUGCACAAGGAAAAAAUACUCAAAUAUUCAUGCACUGAGGAACUGCUAUUACUUUUGUUUUGAGUUUGUUUUUUGUUUCCUUUGGUUUUGGUUUUUGGGUUGGUUUUUUUUUUUCUUUGUAAUGCAAUUAGGACUAGAAGUAGCACUUUCACUUUUGUGUUUUGGAUCAACAGAGUAAUGUACUGUCCAUCUCUGAUCCUUUUCAUGUAAUAACAUUUGAGAGACACAAACACAUGCAUCACAACUGAUACGUAUUUGUUACAGUUAAAACCUGUUGGCUAGAGCAGUGCUUCAAUCUAGUAACUGGAUUUUAAUAAUUGACACAUUAAGUGAGAUAAAAGUAAUUCCAAGUCAUUGGUGAUAUUUUUCCCUAAGCAAGAGAUCAUUGUUUUUAAAUUGUUUCCUGUAAACAAGUACAUAUGUUGCUACCUUAUUUGGACGGGUGAUUUGCUAUGAUCUUUUUUGACAAGGUAAAAGUUUCUUGAAUGAUACUUCACUCUAAAAGCAUUUUUCAUGGGUGGGUCUGCUACAGGAACAGAAAUAUUAAGUGUAUUUCCUUGUACAUUUAAUAUUUAUAUCUCAAAUAUUUCAGUAUGACUACAUAUAUCAGGAUGCGUUAAAGAGUAAUUUAUGCACAACUCCCGCAGAAAGAGAAUAGCACUUGAAGAUCCCUGUACUGUUUCCUCAGUGGUCACUUUUAUAUACAUGCAAGGUUAAUCCAAUUGGACUAGUCAACAUCUUUAUAUGAAAAACAAACCCUCUGCUUUUUAUUUUGUAACUGGUUGGGUAGGAAAUACACUAUUAAUGAAAAUGAUAAAACGCUAAGGAAAAUACCUUGUUCAGUGUAUGUAGAGAGAGUGCCAAACACAUCAGGAAUCUCAAUUUCUUAAUGUUACCUCUUCCAUUCUCAAUCAUCUGAAGUAGUCAUUUGGCACUGCCCUACUCUCUGCUGUUCUGAAAUGUCCCAGCAUGUACUGGAGCGAUACCAUGAGUCAUAGGAGCAGAGUGCCUGUCUUAGGACAAAGGUAAGUUGCGCUUUAUUCAGUUCUGUAUGAAUAUUUCUUCUAUAAAUUACAAGUGUGUGAAGUUACUUUUUAAUUAACCAGUUGAACUACAACAUGUUAAGGUGUCAUCUUCUUUGAUGAAAUGGGGAAGAGGAUACAAUUAACUUUAGUCAAAAAAGAAAGCCUUCCAGUAAGUAAGAGGAGUUUUACUUUCACAUGGUUACAGUAAAGUAUGCAGUAGGAGUGGUUUAAAAGCAAACUCUCCAAGAAUGGCUGUUUGCACCCUUAAGCAGGCUGUGUGCUCUGUUACUAAUGUAAAUGCCAGUGUGACUGCCUGAGAACAGUGUGUACUUGGACAUCUGUUUGAGUAAGAAAUUUUUGGUAGUGAGGGUUUCAUGACCAAGAGAUGGAGAAAUCAAGGCCUGGCCAAUUACAAUUGAUUGAAAUCCUACAGCUUGUGUUACAUGCUUCUAUUGGUACUCAAAAGUAGAUGCUG
Messenger RNA from Ficedula albicollis (Collared flycatcher), 4380 nucleotides. It is a transcript of the gene CUL5, whose product is annotated as cullin 5. Lineage: Eukaryota; Metazoa; Chordata; Aves; Passeriformes; Muscicapidae. Gene Ontology annotation, cellular component: SCF ubiquitin ligase complex; Cul5-RING ubiquitin ligase complex. The coding region runs from base 144 to 2564 and encodes 806 amino acids. The record is from RefSeq and is a predicted model, not a curated record. Gene Ontology annotation, molecular function: ubiquitin protein ligase binding. The transcript is spliced from 19 exons. Gene Ontology annotation, biological process: protein ubiquitination; SCF-dependent proteasomal ubiquitin-dependent protein catabolic process.